GCAAAAAGAUUGUAGAACUAGAGAGACGAGAUUUUUCAAACAAAACACUUGAAGGUGUGGCCAGGAGAUAAGGAUGGAAUUCUGGGACAGAUUCCUCUUUAUCCAUCAGCAGCUCUGGGAGAGUCCAUCAGCAGCAGAGGAUUAGAAGGAGACACUGACCAGAAGCUGCGGCUCUCUCCUAACUGGUCAGUACCAUGAAUCAGCUUCAAGUCUUCAUUUCAGGCCUCAUAUUUCUUCUCCCAGGCGCUGUGGAUUCUUAUGUGGAAGUAAAGGGGGUGGUGGGUCACCCUGUCACACUUCCGUGUACUUACUCAACAUAUCGUGGAAUCACAACGACAUGUUGGGGCCGAGGGCAAUGCCCAUCUUCUGCUUGUCAAAAUACACUUAUUUGGACCAAUGGACACCGUGUCACCUAUCGGAAGAGCAGUCGGUACAACUUAAAGGGGCAUAUUUCGGAAGGAGAUGUGUCCUUGACAAUAGAGAACUCUGUUGUGAGUGACAGUGGUCUGUAUUGUUGUCGAGUGGAGAUUCCUGGAUGGUUUAAUGAUCAGAAAGUGACCUUUUCAUUGCAAGUUAAACCAGAAAUUCCCACACGUCCUCCAACAAGACCCACAACUACAAGGCCCACAGCUACAGGAAGACCCACGACUAUUUCAACAAGAUCCACACAUGUACCAACAUCAACCAGAGUCUCUACCUCUACUCCUCCAACAUCUGCACACACACAGACUCACAAACCAGAACCCACUACAUUUUGUCCCCAUGAGACAACAGCUGAGGUGACAGGAACCCCAUCCCAUACUCCUACAGACUGGAAUGGCACUGUGACAUCCUCAGGAGAUACCUGGAAUAAUCACACUGAAGCAAUCCUUCCAGGGAAGCCGCAGAAAAACCCUACUAAGGGCUUCUAUGUUGGCAUCUGCAUCGCAGCCCUGCUGCUACUGCUCCUUGUGAGCACCGUGGCUAUCACCAGGUACAUACUUAUGAAAAGGAAGUCAGCAUUUCUAAGCGUGGUUGCCUUCCGUGUCUCUAAGAUUGAAGCUUUGCAGAACGCAGCGGUUGUGCAUUCCCGAGCUGAAGACAACAUCUACAUUGUUGAAGAUAGACCUUGAGGGGCAGGAUGAGUACCAGUGGCCCUCUGAGGGACCUUCUGCCUGAGAUUUAUAGAGACUGUCACUGAUGUCAUUGAGUCACACCCAUUACAGCUCCAAGGCGAUUUUCUGUGUUGGUUCUUCCAGCUGCAGCGGAGAGGGUAACCCUCUACUGUGUAUACUCAAAAUUCAGGUUAACAUCAUCCUAAUUUUUGUAUCAGCACCACCUCAGUGUCUCUGCUCACUACAGAGAUUUUCUCAUUCAUGAACGUUUUACAAGUUUGUGUUUCCCUUAGUAAGUGUAAUCAUUGGUAAUACAAGAAUUCUAUCUUGGUUACUAAAACCAUUACUAAGAGAGGGAUAGGAAUUAAAAUUUGGUGGGAGGGGCCUCCUGAAUUUAGAAGCACUUGAUUGUGUUUUAUCUACUUUCUUGUAAUUUGAAAUGUUACUUCUACCCUUCCCAAUGGGUAAAAUCAUGGGAGCAUGGUGCCCUCAUAGAUAAAUAGAAGAGAGUCUAUUGCUGCCAAUAUAGAUGGUUAUGCUUUCUCAAGCUCUGAAAAUAUGACACAUUUAUUAUGAGGUUGAUCUUAGGAUAAGGAUAGGUGUUUUAUGUUAGGAGAGGUUAUCAUGAUGAAUAUGGACCAGCAGACAGCAGUAGAGGAAAAUAAUGAACCAAGGGAUUGAGUUCAUUAGUGCUAAUUCCAUUCCACUCCUGUCUUUAUGCUCCUAAACUUACCUACUGACUCUGAAUUAGGUGCUAGGAGGAGACAAUGCAGACAUGAUAGGGGAAGGAGCGCCUGCAGGACACAGGCUCUCUGCUGAGAGAAGUCCUAUUUGCAGGUGUGAUAGAGUUUGGGACAAUCACUGAGUUGUAAAUUUCUAAUUGUCUUCAGGCCAUAUUUAUAUUUAAAUUUAUUUCAGAAAGACAUAGCCUCUUCCCCAAUGGGUCAGUUUGUCAAAAUCAAUAAAGUAUUUUGUUUUGCUAAGAAUUAA
Molecule: messenger RNA, 2084 nt
Organism: Mus caroli (Ryukyu mouse)
Lineage: Eukaryota; Metazoa; Chordata; Mammalia; Rodentia; Muridae
Product: hepatitis A virus cellular receptor 1 homolog
Biological process (GO): positive regulation of mast cell activation; phagocytosis, engulfment
Cellular component (GO): cell surface
Molecular function (GO): phosphatidylserine binding; virus receptor activity
Source: RefSeq, a predicted model, not a curated record